Messenger RNA from Folsomia candida, 2157 nucleotides. RefSeq lists its product as uncharacterized. Bases 687 to 1832 code for a protein of 381 amino acids. The record is from RefSeq and is a predicted model, not a curated record. NCBI's taxonomy places the organism in Eukaryota, Metazoa, Arthropoda, Collembola, Entomobryomorpha, Isotomidae. The transcript is spliced from 5 exons.
UUCGACUCACUUUGCUGGAGUCGGUUAGUAGCACAAAUUCUGUUAAAUCGCAACUCGUAUUUCUUUUGAAAAAGAUAAAAUUUAUUAGUCAUUGGUGCAUGAAAUGUUGCGAGGUGUGAUAAGUUUCUACGCGAACGCUGUCGUCACGGGAAUCUUUUCGUGGAUGGCCAUGCAAGAAAGUGGUGUUAAUAUUUUGAUCGGGACGAAUCCAACAUCUGCAUCGGGACCAAUAAUAUGGACCAUUUGUCGACAAGAAUUUCCAGAUAAUUCAACAUAUUGUGAUAACUUUGAUGAAAAGAUGAAUCAUGCUGUUCUCAAGAUUUCUGCUGGAUUACGGACCAUGAAAUUAGGAAUGAUUAGGUUGCAUUGAGAAUUGUGGGUAACGUUUUACAGAAAAAAAAUUAGUUGGCUAAAAUUUUCCAAAAAUUUCUGAGGCUAAAAGUUUCGAAGCACAAAGCAAGAGCGUCUUUUUAUUUUGUAAAAGUUUAUGGAAUUAUUUUAAUUUUUGAAUACAAUUUCACAAUUUUUAUUUUACAAAUUUUAGCAAAUUUCAAAUGUAAGGAUAUGAUUUGUUUGCCUGCGUUGGCUCAUUUUUGGUAAAAAAAAAUGACGUUUUCUUACAUGUUUAAGUACUUCGGUCUUCAACUUGACAACUGUUAAAUUGUUCUUUUAAAGCUGGAUUUAAAAUGAAAUUUAAAUAUUUUCACAGAUCUCUCCAGGCUUUCGAUCCGCAUGGUCAUAUACAGAAGCAGAUUGACGAAGUGAAUCAUAUCCUGGCUGACAUGGAAGGACAAAUCGCUUCUCUCCACCCAGCCAGUAACCUCGACGAAUUGCGAGCCGUGAUUUCGCUCGUGCAGAAAAAAUUGGCUCAAUUAUACACAACCCUUGACAACGUGGCGAAAAAUGCGACUGACGAACUCCAACCGGAAAUCGAUGGGCUAAUCGCCUCCGUAAGCACGGUGUGUGUCAGCCUUUUUUCCUUAAAAUUGACUAUCGCGGAUAUAGAAAGUCGCCUUAAGGAGGUACAAAUUGUGGACAUUGUGGCAAAAAUUAUUUCCGGACCCGUGCCCCGUUACGAAAAUGACGUCUUUAAGAAGGGAAACGCCCCAACUGUCAUAUCCACCAUUGUGACGUUAAGCUACUGCGAAAUCUUGAAAGAUGUCAAUCAUAUCUUCAAUCUUUUGGAUUUUCUUUCCCUACUUGAGAACGAUAUUAAACUUUGGGGAUACCAAGAACUCUACCAUGCUGUUCUUGCCAACGGCCAGUUAUAUAAUACCGCCCAACCGUUCAUCGUGGCCAACAAGAUCGUUGGGUUGGCUAAAAACUCCAAUUUCAUCAUUGCUAAGGCAGCGAUGAGUUUUCUAAGUGAAAUCGUACACCCAAUCAUAACUCCGGUCGUGAUGCAAGAAACCGCCCUGCAGUUUUCUUACCAAGUAAACGUAACGGAAAUAAAUCAUGAAAAUGGAACCGUUGCGACACUCCAGGAUGUUACGUUCAUUCGUAAAACUUCAAUUCGCAUUUUGAACUAUGGACAUAUUGACGACCAUCUUAGCAUCCGUUUCGGCUGCGUCAUUUUUGUGAAUGACUAUACGAACAUGAAAGUUGCCUACACCUUGCGCCAUGGAAAUGUUCUAAUAACGAGAAUUGUAAAUGAAGCAGGCGUCGAUUGGGAUAAUCAAGGCGAUGUAUUGAUGUGGAUCGAGGCAACAUGUUCCUUCUGUUCAGAUUGUUUGAAAUCCAUGCCAACCAAUGGAAAUACAGACAUGUGGCAGAUAUUUGCAAACAAGAUAGCUUGUGCAUCGUACCGUGUCCGUGUUUUUGGGAACGACUAGUUAAAACUAAGGCGACGUGCAGGUUUUUUUAUGUAUUUAGUUAUGGUAAGAAUUACAUACGUCGGGUGAUGAGAGGUGACAAAGCAUUUGGGUUUUUUAAAAUUUAGGAAUCUGGGAAUUUAUCCAGUUGAUAAACAGCUUGAAAUAUAAUCCCGCAUUAUUUAGCUUUGAAACAUUUAAAUUUUUGGAUCACUUCGGAUCAUCUGGUGUAAUUCUUAUCAGAAGUAUAAAAACAGUACAUCGCCUUGGUUGGAACCCUUAUUAUUUCGAAUCAUGUCGUAUUUAGGGUUACGAAUGGUGUGUGAAAUAAACUCUUUAAAAAAUA